AUGGAUGCUAAUCUGUCAGCAAUGAUUUUAGAGAUGAUUUUGAACUUGAAGUUGGAUAGUGCAAAGUUAAAAAUGACUCUAUGUCUCAGUGUGAUUUCUGACAUCGUUCCUCCAAAACUGAACUGGCAGAUUAAAGUUCGUAUACCAAGUUUGUGGAAAGUUCAUUCUUGGAAUGACCACAAUACUAUUACCAGUUUAGAAAUGAUUUUGAUUGAUGAAAAAAUGAACACUUAUUUAACUGAUAAUGGUUAUGAUAAGUCUGUGAUAGUCAUUUUACAGUUGUCAAUUCAUGGCAUAUCAAAUGCCUUUAAUGGUACAAGAAUCUUUAUUAAUAGCAAUCUAAAGGAAUCUCUUGAAUAUAAAGAGAAGUUGGAGAAUGGAAAUAAGUCAUCAAACCAAAUGAUUAGUUAUGUAUCUAGCCAAAGCAACAAUGUUUCAAUGGAUGAUUUUCUUAAACAUCCGAAAAUGACUAUUUUUGAAGUUCUUCAAUGUUCCAAGGUUUCUACUGUUGUUGUUCUUGCCAAAACAAUUGACUUCGACCACACAAAGAAAUGGUAUUAUCAAGCAUGUAACCAGAUGUUCAAGGAGUGUACGUACAAAAAGUGGAGAUUUAGAAUUAAGAUACAUGUUCAAGUUGCUGAUGUGAGUGGAUCUUCAACUUUUAUACUUUUUGACAGAGUGGCUACACAAGAAUUAGAAAACCCCAGUCUAAACCUGUUUGAGGAUAAUAAUGAUGUCACCUUAUGGCCUGCUGUUUUUAAUUCAUUGUUGGACAAGACUAUGCUAUUCAAGAUUCAUGUUUCCGAUGGUAAUAUUGAAAAAAAGUGGCAAAGCUAUACUGUGGUGAAAAUUACUACAGAUCAAAAUUUGAUUGAUCAAUUCAAAAUGAAACAUGACAUCCAUGACAUGAAUGAUAAUGAUGAAAUUGAUCAAGUUAGUAAUAACCAUACUGAAGUUGAAGACAACCUAUCCAAGGAAUCUGUUGCUGAAGAGUUUAAUCAAGCUUAUGACAAGGUAUCUAUCUAA
Messenger RNA from Vicia villosa (hairy vetch), 1026 nucleotides. RefSeq lists its product as uncharacterized. The record is from RefSeq and is a predicted model, not a curated record. NCBI's taxonomy places the organism in Eukaryota, Viridiplantae, Streptophyta, Magnoliopsida, Fabales, Fabaceae. The transcript is spliced from 10 exons. Bases 1 to 1026 code for a protein of 341 amino acids.